Messenger RNA from Oncorhynchus nerka (sockeye salmon), 3290 nucleotides. Its product is annotated as ranBP-type and C3HC4-type zinc finger-containing protein 1-like. The transcript has 9 exons. The coding region runs from base 182 to 1504 and encodes 440 amino acids. The record is from RefSeq and is a predicted model, not a curated record. Gene Ontology annotation, molecular function: ubiquitin-protein transferase activity; ubiquitin binding. Gene Ontology annotation, biological process: proteasome-mediated ubiquitin-dependent protein catabolic process; positive regulation of canonical NF-kappaB signal transduction; protein linear polyubiquitination. NCBI's taxonomy places the organism in Eukaryota, Metazoa, Chordata, Actinopteri, Salmoniformes, Salmonidae. Gene Ontology annotation, cellular component: ubiquitin ligase complex.
UUGGAGGGGCUGUUUCGUUUCGCUAUCGUAGCUAGGAGAGAUACAAGCCAGAUAUCUGCAAUGAAACUCUAUCACUUUACUAACAUGUAGGCUGUUAAAAAACAAGACUGAUACAACUAGCGAUACCGACAUAACUACCGUUGUGCUUUGGAGGUUCCAACUGUUUUUGUGCUUGUGGGAUAUGGCACUGAGUUCUGGCGGUUGGGGUAAACCGCCUGUGCCAGCCCCGUCCCAGUCUGUACAUGGCGGGCCCGCGCUGGCUAACUGCAAUACCGUCUUGAUGUCGGUACGGGUGUCGGUUUGCCAUUCGGGUAUUCGACCGCUUUGCCUCCCUGGAGCUGGCGAUGAGGCUCUCCGUCUUCAACUUAGCAUGGACCCCAGCAAAGCUGGAGAGUUUCGGCUAGCACUGAGGGACAUUAGCGGAAGCGGCCGUAGUGUGUUCAUUGCGGAGUUUGACCUGCGCUCUGUGCAGUAUGAGGUCAAGUCCCCAUGCCUUCACGAGAUGCGCUUGGCCACGCCCCCUCAUGACUGUAUCCGCUUCAACUUCCGCUGUGACCUGGAGGCUGAGCAGUGGGCCACUGUGGUGAUGUCAUCACUAAGAGAGGCACACAGAGUUGCUGUAAAUAGUUCCCCACAUCCUAUGGAUGACCGACAGCAGCACGAAGCAGCAGCUCUAGAACAGCGCAGCACAGCCUCCUUACCACUCACUGAGGAGCUGUGCUUGGAGCUUGCCCGGGCGAUCGAGGCAGGUGACAGCCAGGGCGCUGCUCAGCACGCGUCUGCUCUAGCUCGUCAGAAGGCAGUGCUCACUAUCCAACUGUCUGAGAAGUGUUAUGCCGAAGGAGAGAUAAGUUUGUCUGUGGCAGUGGAAGACAUCUCCUCUUCCUGUUGCGUCACAGUGAAAGUCUUUCCCCACAUGACUGUCGCAGCACUCAAGCAGCAGGUGUUUUUGGAGUAUGGCUUUCACCCUCGCGUGCAGCGCUGGGUGAUUGGACAAUGCCUGUGCACAGAGCCUAGGUCCCUGGCCUCGUAUGGGGUCCAGAGGGAUGGGGAUACGGCCUACCUUUACUUGGUCUCAGCCCGCCAUGCCCGCCUCACCCGCCAGCUAUUCCAGCAGGACCAGGAGGGUGCCCACCUCACCCCAUCUCCGCCUACCAGCAACGGGCCUCUUUCCCAGGACUGGAGGGGCUACAGCACCCUGCCCUCCAGGCUUAGCCACAACACCCAGGGGAGCACCGGAAGUGGGGCCGAGAGGUUGGGUACGAGCGAGAUCCGAGACGCCCUCAACCUGGAGACGCUGCAUCUUAAAGAUAAACCUGAUAAGCCCAGCAAAGCCAGUAAAACACAGACCGAAUGGGCGUGUCCCUCCUGCACCUUCAUCAACAAGCCUACCCGACCAGGCUGUGAGAUCUGCAGUACAGCCAGACCUGACUCACGCAAGCACAGCCGCAUACAACAGGAGAAAGGAAGAAGAGAGGAGCAGAUCAGUGCAUUGAGCAGUUAACUGCCUCAACCGUAACCUAUACAAUAAUCUGGAAGACUGAUCACUCACACACCAACUUAGAGCUACAAACUCACCACCACUACUGACAUACUAUGAUGACAAACCUCUGGACGCUGCAGCACAGACAUGGAACUCCACUUGCUGAGGCUCACAAAAGGAACUACCUGUAUAGUCAAUGAGCUGGCUUUUGACUCUGUGGACAUGAGUCAGCAUCCUUUGCCUUGUGGCAGACUUUACCAUUUAUUUAUUUUACAUAAGGGAUGGGGGGGGGACUAGUCUAAUAUUUAUUUUAGAGGGGUGGGUGGUGCUUCUCUCAUCCCUCUACCUGAUAUAUCUCAGAUGAGAUAAUAUUAUAUAUAUUUGAAGUUGGCCAACUGUGAAAGUUGAUACUUUGAAAGCUGAAAAAAGCUGUUUUUAAAACCAGGGCCUGUAUUCAAACAGUCUCAGAGUAGGAGUGCUGGCUGUCCCAACCCCCCAAAAAAUAUUGGUCGACCGAAAGUAGUCUGUUCUUUCGACCAAUCGAUUGGUAAAAAAAAAUAUAUAUAUAUAGGCACACCCUAUGUGUUUUAUUAAAAUCAACUAUUUUCACUGAGCUUGUCUGCUGCUUUUAAUGGCGCUGCCAGGUAGCCUUGGUUGACUUCUAUGCGUAAUCAGGUGCAUGUCUUUACUCAACAUUGAGUGCUCCAAACAAAAAGACUGAGUAAAUUGACAACUAAAAAAUGGAAUGAAAUAAACCUAAACUUGUUUCUCACAAGUGUACCAUAGGUUGUGCGCUCUGCAAACAGUGUCCACUUUGACAAUGAGAACAGUAAAAGACUAAUAAUAAUGAAUGCAUUCACAGAAACUACCGUAAAUAAAUUAACGGUAAAUGUACUACUGGUGAUACGGGUGUGCCAUCCUCGCGGCCUCCAAUGGAUCUGUACAUCGAGACAGGCGCGAAUCAGACAGGUCUUGUGUGCCAUAAAAAAAUACAUUUGACUGCUCGGCUAAAAUAUUGGUCGCCCAAACAAUCGACCAGUUGACUAAAUGGGGUGAGCCCUAUUAGGAUCAGAUUAGAUCAUAAUUAAAUCAACAUGGGGGACCUGAUCCUAGAUCAGCACUCCUACUCUGAGACAAUGAGGGGAUUUGAUUAAUGCCCCCGGUGAACCGGGUAAGAGUUGAUUGCGUUCGUGUUGGAACCGAGCAUGAGCCAGGUGCCCUUCUUUUGACGGUGAAGUCAGCUCAAAGCAACCAUGAUGUAGGUUAAGCAGGUGGGGUAAUGAGGAGGCUUCUGUGUUUUCACAUGCAAACAUGAUUGCGUGGAUAAAAAACACUGACAAUGAAAACUAGUUAAAUUCUAACUGGUAUUUUAUGUAAAAGAUGUUUCUGAACGAUGCAUCAGGAUGCCUUGUUGACAACAUGACCGAGCGGCGCAGAUUGCUGUUUGAUUUGAGAUUGGCGCUUCUCUCUCACCGCUUUUGCCUGUUCAUGGUUCAGCUUAAUCAGGCACCCUCAGUGUGAAUACAGGCCCAGGUCUUGUCUGUCAUUGGUUGGUGCCAUAUUGUUUUAUAGGAGAGGAAUUGCUUGCUAGGAGGCUGUGGAAGUGACAGGGUUUUAAAGUGCUUUUAUUUUUAUAACAUUGUAUUUUAGUGUUUAACAGAAUGUUUGGCAAUGUUAAUGUUGACGUGUAAUGCGUUUCACCUACUUUCCAAUACGUUUCUGUCUGGACUGUGAUAGUGAAUGUUUUGUUUUGUCAGAAACAUGACUGUAUAAAAUGGUGUUAACUGAAUAAAUGUAAGUUAAUCAA